GAAGCCAGUCACAAUCCAGAGUUCAAGUGAAGCAGCAGUAAUAGUUAUAGAAGCAACAGUACCAGCAGCAACAUCAGUAGUUCCCGCAGCAAUAUCAUCAGUUGCAGCAGUUACAUCCGCACCAGCAGCAGCAAUAAAUCUUAAAAGCAAGGUGUUAAGUGAAUUUCUUAUCGAGUCAGGUGUAAACUAGUGCGAAAAUGUCGCAAUCUGAUAACGCGGCACGUGAGCAAACUGCGGCAAAUCCUGUGCCCGAGGCAUGUCAAGGUUGCCGCGGCCAACUGCCACGAACUACGCCCGUGGAAGUAGAGGACAUGGUCGCCACCCCGUCGCUGGAGAAUCUCAUCCGCAAGGCCAAUAUGGCUCAGAAAAUGCUGAACGAUGUAAUGAAGCAAAUUCAGAAGGAGCAGGAAUCUCAGGACUCUACCAAGAAGACCAAGUCCAAGCACCGAAGUUCCAAAGGAGGUAAAAGUCGACACAGGGGACCCAAACAUGGUCGCCACCAUCACUCUAGCUCCUCUUCCAGUUCCAGUUCCGGCAACAGUGACUGCGAGCUGAUUCUCGCCGAGAAGGAAGAGAUCAUGCCCAGGAGGAGACACAUUCGGGAGGAUCGCAAGCGGGAUCGCUCCAGGUCCCGCGGUCGCUCCCGUGGUCACUCGCGUGGUCGUUCUCAUGGGCGUUCUCGUUCCAGGUCCUACACCGACUCCCGACGAUCCCGAGCACUGCCCCUGGCUCUGCCCGUUCGGAUUUCAGUGUGAGUACCUGGCUUCUUUCAGUAUUAUUCAUUAUAUCAUAUUACCUCUUAAGUGUGCACAUACAAAAAUCCAAAAAAAAUAAAAA
Messenger RNA from Drosophila suzukii, 837 nucleotides. RefSeq names its product arginine/serine-rich coiled-coil protein 2. NCBI's taxonomy places the organism in Eukaryota, Metazoa, Arthropoda, Insecta, Diptera, Drosophilidae. The record is from RefSeq and is a predicted model, not a curated record.